Molecule: messenger RNA, 2511 nt
Organism: Rotaria sordida
Lineage: Eukaryota; Metazoa; Rotifera; Eurotatoria; Philodinida; Philodinidae
Source: the annotation of a GenBank genome assembly
AUGACUCAAAAUCAACAAAGAGCUGAUUUCGUUUUAUUUUAUUGGGUAUUAUUAAAAAACUGCCAACCGAAACAGAUGUUCUCUCGAGCUGAUUAUCAAGUCUAUGUGACGGGAGGUUUCGCUGCUAUUGGUGGUUUUCUUUUUGGCUAUGAUUUAGGCGUAAUCUCUGGUGUAAUCGUAAUGUCAAAUUUUCUUGUUGCUUUUGGAGACGAAGCAAGUCUGGCUCGAGGUUCAUUGACAAGUGCUGUUGCGGGAUCAAUUGUAGGUGUAAUGUCAAUUGGCUGCUUCAUUGGUGCGCUCAUGGCCGGCCAAGCAAGUGAUAAACUCUCACGAAAAUAUUCAAUUGUUCUCUUUUCGGCUAUUUUCAUAGCGAGCGGUGCAUUACAAGCAGGUUCUAUCAAUUUAACCAUGUUACUUGUGUCUCGUUUAAUUGCUGGUGUCAGUGUUGGUGCAUUAUCGAUGAUCGUACCUGUUUAUCAAUCAGAAAUUUCUACAAAAGAAAUUCGAGGACGACUCGUUUCACUUCAACAAUGGGCUAUUACCAUAGGAAUUGCAGUUAGCUUCUGGACUAAUUAUGGCACUGAUAUGCUUCUUUCAUCUAGUAGUGCAUCAUGGCGAAUUCCACUUGGACUCCAAAUGGUUCCAGCAUUGAUUUUGGCUAUUGGUAUUCCAUUUUUUCCAUUUUCGCCUCGAUGGUUGAUGGCAAAUGGUCGUGAAAAGGAAGCGAUGGCUGUUCUCAAUAAAAUACGUUCAUCCUCUCAACAAGACAUACUCAUCGAAUACAAUGAAAUCAAACAGGAGAUCGCUUUAGAGCGCGAGCAAUCGAUUCGUUCUUAUUCUCAACUCUUUCGUUUUCCACUUCGCCGCCGUCUAAUUCUCGGCGUUACUAUUCAAAUCUUGCAACAAUUUACUGGAAUGAAUUCAAUUAUGUACUAUGCACCUUCAAUAUUUAAACAAGCUGGUUUAUCUGAUCAGCGUGCUUCUUUACUAGCAACUGGAAUCAAUGGAUGCGUUAAUGUUCUAGCUACUAUUCCUGCUAUUCUAUUUAUUGAUAAAUGGGGUCGCCGACCUAUACUCAUUUUGGGUGCUAUACUCAUGAGUUUAUCAAUGUUUACUAUGGGCAUUACUAUGGGCGUGCACGGACAUACAUUGUUCAAUUCAACAACAGGCACUGUCGAAUCAUAUUACACUAAUAUUCUAUCAUUAAAUUGUCAAUUGAAUCCUAAUAUAUCAAAUAAUCUUAAUCAAAAAUCAUUAACUAAUCAACAAAUCGAACAUAUUGAAAAUGUUCUUAAACGUAAUCAACACAUUCAAUAUAUCGAACAAGAACGUAUUUGUAAAUUAAUUGAUCGUCUUGAUAAAAUGAAAAAAAAUGCAACUGGUAAUGGUUUAUCUCAAUGUUUGUUAUGUUCUAAUAAAAGAGGAAUAUUAUCUCGAUCAUUUUUUUCAUGUGCUAAUUGUCAAAAAUUAGUAUGUGAUAAUUGUUCAAUUCAAACACAUUUUAAUCAAAAGAUUGUGUCAUUAUGUGAUGCUCAAUCGAUAUCUGAUCAAUCAAGUUCAGAUGAUGAUGAUUCGAUUACGGAUCGAUUUAAUAAAAAAUUGAUACCAAAUGAUAGACGUUUAAAUCAAUUUAAACAAUUGAAUGAUAAUCAAGAUGAAAUAAAUAAAUGUGAUGAUGAUGAUGAUAAAAGAAUUUAUUCAUUUAAAAAUAAUAAACUAACUUCAAAAGAUUCAAUUGAUGAAUAUUUAUCAAAAUGUGAAUUAGGUAAAUCAUCAAUAUCAUCAAAAGAUUCUCAUAUAAGAUUAUCAUCAAUAAAUGAAGAUUGUGGACUUGGAAGAUUAGACUUUGAAAUUGUUUGGAAACAAUAUGAAUAUAAAUUAAUAAUAAGAUUAUUACGAUUAGAAAAUCUUCGAUUAAAUAAUCAAAAACAAUAUUCUCAUAUUUAUCUUAAAUUAGAUCUUCUACCAGCUAUUCACAAAUCAACUGAAUUAGAAAGUGGUAUGAUUGGUAAAAUAAUAAAUGGUGAUAUCGAUGAAACACUUGUUUAUGAUGGUGUGUCAUUAGAUGAUAUCAAUUAUAAAUCAGUUAAAUUUUCGGUCUAUGAUAAAGAUUCAUCUGUUAAUCACUUUCUUGGAGAAUAUCGUUUUAAAUUAUCAACAAUUCAAUCUGAUCAAUAUCAGAUUUAUUCGGUUUAUUUACAAAAUAAAACUAAUUGUGAAAAUGAUGAAGAUAUAAAUGAACGUGGAAAAAUUUUAAUUAGUCUUAUGUAUUCAAAUGAAACAUCAAAUUUUCAUGUUAAAAUAAAACGUGCUUGUUAUUUAUUACCGAUCGAUAUUGAUCGUAAAUCAAAUCUUUAUUGUCAAUUAUGUUUAUUUUCAUUUGAUCAUUUAUCGAACAAAUUAAAUUUUAAAACAGAUAUUAAAAAACAAACUUUGAAUCCACAAUUUAAUCAAGAAUUUAUUUAUAAAAAUAUUCAAUUAAAAAAAUUAAUUAAAAAAAAUUACAAAUAA